Ostrea edulis (European flat oyster) is the source of this 3125-nucleotide messenger RNA. RefSeq names its product transmembrane protein 199-like. The transcript has 6 exons. The record is from RefSeq and is a predicted model, not a curated record. The coding region runs from base 67 to 642 and encodes 191 amino acids. Lineage: Eukaryota; Metazoa; Mollusca; Bivalvia; Ostreida; Ostreidae. Gene Ontology annotation, biological process: vacuolar proton-transporting V-type ATPase complex assembly. Gene Ontology annotation, cellular component: endomembrane system.
GGACUAUUCUAUUCAGUUUCCUGUCAACAGUAAAGCAGAAACCAAGUACGAGGGGAAAUUACAGAUAUGGAACCUGAUGUAACACUGACGAAUAAGUUAAGAAGCAAACUAGCAAGUUUUCGAGAACAUGACAAUUCAUCUACACAGUCGAAGGAAAUCCAAGCUGCACUGAACAACGAGGAGACAAAAUCAAUUCCUUUUAGAUUGAUUAGAUAUGCAUUUGAUAGGCAUCAGUCCAAAGGAUCUACUGAAGAAUACCUCAAUGAAUGGUUAGAUGGGAGUGCACUGUAUUUACCAGCUUAUGAACCACCACUUAGGAAUCCAGAACUAGAGACAAGGAUACAACGCUUAAAAGCAGAGCAGGCCAACAGAGAAUAUAAAGAAAUGGUUAGGAGUGUAGACAAAGAACAGAAAGCCGAGAGAGAGAGAUUUGGAGCUGAAGUGAAAGCAAUGAACUCGCACAUCUGGUCAGUGGUUAACUUCAUCGUCACAGUUGGUGGGGCCUUUGCCUUUGGGUACAAGGCCACAGAAUACACCUUCAGUGGAGGAAAUACAUUUGUAGCACAAAUGGUUGCUGGACUAAUAUUUGCAACAGUGGUAUUCUUUGCAGAUCUGUACUUCAUGGUCAAACAAAUUUCAUAACACAAGAUGACAUCACACAAUGUAUGAAAUCACUUCCUCAUUAAAAUUCACAGAAAAAAACUAUGCAGAACUGUAUUUUUAUGAUAUAGUUGUAUAAUUAUAUGUUGUAUAGACAUGUAAGACUGUAACAAUUAUUUCAGAAAAUAUUCUACUAAUUGCUUUCAUGCAACCAUAGUGAAAAUUUAGCAAAUUGCCAUGAAAAAUUUUAAAAAUCAGAUAUUUGUUGGUGUUAAUUCAGCUGUUACAUGACAAAGAAAAAAACCAGGUGCAGGGACCAUAAGACUUAAACAAGAUUACUUUUGAUCUUACUUUUUAGACCCCCGAAAUCGAAGAUUCGGAGGCAUAUAGGUUUUGGUCUGUCUGUGGCAAAAAACUUUUAACCUUGGUUUUACACCAUAAGAGAUAGAACUUUCAUAUUUGGUAUGUGUAUUUCUUGUAGCAAAACUUUUCCAUUGAUGCUAAAAUCUUUGACCUUUUGACCUUAACAUUGACCUACUUUUAGAAAAUUUGAAUAUAAGCCAUAUAAUUCAAAUCGUAAGAGGUACUGCUUUUAUAUUUAGCAUGUGCAUUUCUUGUGAGAAAACCUUUCCAACAAUACCAGAUAUGUUGACCUUGUGACCUUGACCUUUGACCUGGUUUUUGGAAAUUAAAAAAAAACUUACAGUUCCAAUUUGUUGUAAUCCAGGGUCAUCAGUGUUUCACAAACACAUCUUGUUCAUUAUAUGCAGAAGAAUAGACAGGGUCUAUUUGGAGUGGAAGCAAAUGAAGAGAGAGAAUUUAAAACUGCCUUUAGGGCCCCAAAUGGCUUGUGAAUUUUAGGCAUGUCGAAUUUUGGAAUUUCAAAAAUACAUGUACAUGGUUAAAAUUUUUACAAGGUGCAAUAUACAUUUUAAUAACUCUUUAUUCCUUUCUUGGCAGUCUGAUUGACAGUCUCUGAUUUUCUUGGUGAACAUUUUUCUUGGUGAUGUUUGGCAAACACAUCUAGAAAUAUACAUGAAUGGAUAAGAAAAGAUGCUUGACACCAAGAAAUAAAUUUUAUUCUAAAAGUAUCUUUUUUAUAGUUCACUUCAAUUCUUUAUUCACUCAGAAACCAGAUCAUUGGUACAUAAGGUAUAAAUACACCUUUACAAAGUUACGAACCUUUAAUAAUGGUCAUCUAAUCAAAACAGGUACAUGCAGAUGGAAUGAUACUGACAGAAAUUUAAGAACAUGUACAGUGUGUUAUUGCAAUAGAAUUGAUGAUGAAUUUCAUUAUACUGUGGAGUGUACACAUUUUAAUUCAAACAACAGAAAAAUGUCUCUGUUCACAAGAUAUUGUAAAAAAAAAAAAUCCAAAGUUUACUGAGCUAAUUUCUCAAUACAAACAGUGUAGAACUUUUCAAAAUUCAUUAAGAACAAUUUUCAAAGCUGUCUGCUCUUCCCGAACUCUUUACGUAGGUAUAUUUUUUUUAAAAUACUUUUUAGGCUAUUUUUAUUUAGGUCACCUGAGUCAAUCAGGUCAGGUGACCUAAUGCAAUUGGUCAGAAUCUGGCAGCAUCCAGCGUGAGGAUAACAAUUGAAUGUUUUUAACUUCUUAAUAACUACCAUUCCAAUUCUUUUCAAAGAGCAAGGUACAUUAAGGCCCAAAUUUCGCCACAAAAUUAGGAUAAAUUUAAAAUGUGGUUUCACUUGGUUUAAUCAUUAUGAUUAUGCACUUGGGCAUUGGUCCUGAUGAUACAUGUGGAAAUUAGUGGCGUAAUAUGUUCUGUGACGUCAUUUUCCUUAUCGCUGAUUGACAUGAUUUACCGAAAUCGCCGAAAUUAGCUGUUUUUUAUGCCUUUGAAACCAUUUUUAAGAUAGAGCACAUGCAACAACCACAGAGAUGUUUUGUGUACAAAUUAAUCAUGUUGAAAGUCAGUAAUGAGCAAAAUUUCGACUUGGUUGGUAAAUGAGCAGACUAUUAAAUUUAACGUUUAACCAUUUCCCGCGUUCAUCUGUAAUACAAAUUUCAACGUUGAUGGUGUACAUAUAUACAAGUUUAAUGAAUGAAUAAUAUGCAUAUGUACAGCAUAUUAAAUUUUAUAAGACUCUAGUAGUUUGCAUUGAAGAAGAUGGUGUGUAAUCAGAGAAUUGGAAUCUUCGACACAGAUAUUUCCGAUUCCAAUUUUACUCGUUUUUAUGUUUGAUAUAGAUACGCAAUGAUAUCAACGCAAUUAAUGUAACACAUGGCAAAGUUCAAUCACAUAUUCUUUUUUAUCAUAGAUAGUUUAUGAUAUGAAUUAUCCCUCUAAAUUGGUGUGCAUAUACUGUGGCGGCUACAAUGCGUAUCUAAAUACAUGUCUAAAUUUGCCUUGCCAGUCAUAAUAUUUUAACGUACAUGUAGGCUAAUUAUAACUUAUUGGGUAUGUUGCAUGUGUAAUUUCAAAUGCUAUUCUAAUAUUGUAUUAAGCAAUAUGUCAGACAAAUGUAAUGAUUGUCCAUCUGAAUAAAAAACCCACUCAUAA